Cucurbita maxima (winter squash) is the source of this 1063-nucleotide messenger RNA. RefSeq names its product probable 6-phosphogluconolactonase 4, chloroplastic. Gene Ontology annotation, molecular function: 6-phosphogluconolactonase activity. The record is from RefSeq and is a predicted model, not a curated record. Lineage: Eukaryota; Viridiplantae; Streptophyta; Magnoliopsida; Cucurbitales; Cucurbitaceae. Bases 130 to 888 code for a protein of 252 amino acids. The transcript has 3 exons. Gene Ontology annotation, biological process: pentose-phosphate shunt; carbohydrate metabolic process.
AUGUUUUCCCGAUUCUCCACGAUAUGAGAUUCGAGAUGCGCGCCAUUGGUCUCAAAACAAUGGACGCCGUUCCAGUGGACUAUAAAAAACGCAUCUGGGUUCGAGAGCUGUUGCGUUUUGGGCACUGAAAUGGCAAUGGAGAAGAAGGUUUUUGAUUCAGAGGAAGAUUUGGCUGUUUCUCUAGCCAAAUACAUCGCCGAUUUGUCCGCCCACUUCGCUAAGAACAGGGGUCUUUUCACCGUGGUUCUCUCCGGUGGAUGUUUGAUCGAAUGCCUCAGGAAAUUGGUGGAACCACCGUAUGUUGAUUCCAUAGAUUGGUCGAUAUGGCACAUAUUUUGGCUUGAUGAGAGGGUUGUACCCAAGACUCAUGUUGAUAGCAACUACAAACUUGCUUAUGAUGGUUUUCUCUCUAAGGUUCCCAUACCUCCUGAUAACGUGUAUGCUAUCGACGACACACUAUCAGCAGAGGGUGCAGCAGAAGAGUACGAAGCUCGUCUGAAGCACUUGGUGAGUAGCAAAGUGAUUGAUAUCUCAUCCAAAAGCGGGUUUCCAAAAUUUGACCUGAAUCUUCUUGGAAUGGGACCAGACGGGCAUGUGGCUUCCUUAUUCCCAGCUCACCCGCUUCUGAAAGAGAACGAAAAAUGGGUUACCUUCAUCAAGGACUCUCCCAAGCCGCCGCCAGAGCGAAUCACUUUAACCUUCCCAGUUAUCAACUCAUCGGACUACAUUGCUCUCGUGGUGCCUGGCGCCGCCCAAGCAGAUGCCGUGGGCGUUGCGUUAGGAGGAGGAAGUGGUCAGAAUGGUGAAGCAUUGCUGCCUGUUCAGAGGGUCGCUGCUGAAGGCGUCCUGACAUGGUUCUUGGACAAGGAGGCUGCUUCCAAGCUGUAAUGUAAGAAGAGAUGUGUUCAUCAGCUCCGUUUUGCUUAUGUUAAGCAUAUGAAUAAAAGAGUUGUAUAAGUAUGUUAACAAUUGAAUGUAGUUUGAUGUAGGGCAAGAAUAAACAAAGAUCAAAAUCUUUGUAUUCGAUAGCUUCUUCGUGCUUAGAAAAAGUGUUUUUGAGAGU